UAAGCUUAUGAGAUAGUUAAACCAAUUCUAUGUAAAAGUAGUGUUUCAUCAAAUUUCAUUUAGGAAAAGAUAAGUAGAGGGGAUUGAAAACUGGAUCUUUACAGUUAUCAAUUUUAGGUUCUCUCCCGCCAUUGAAAUGCUCAAGUUUGGGCGCAUCUGCAGUCAUGAACUCCAAGCUCUCUACUUCAUCCAUGGAUUCUUCCGCCGUUCACUGUAUUCAACAUUAUCAUCUUCUUCGUUGGUAUCUCGACAAUCGUUGCAAUUUCUCCUGGCUGAUUAUCUAGGGUUUCCCAAGAAUAAACCCUUUUCUUCCACCAAACUAUCGCGGUUUCUUGAAGUUCAAGAGGCGAAGAAGGUCAGUAACUCUGAUUUCUCCGUUAACGUCGAUUCAGUUGUUAAUUUUUUUAAAGAAAUUGGAUUGGAACAAUCCCAGAUUAAGGAGGUCAUCUCUAAAGAGCCUAAUAUCUUAUGUGCUAAAGUUGAUAAAACCCUAAAACCCAAAAUUAAGCUUCUACAGGACCUGGGAUUUUCUAGGUCUGAUUUAGUUCAUGCGAUAUUGGCUAAUCCUAAAAUAUUUAACCGAUGUUUGGGUCCUGCAAUAGAUGCUUUAAGGGAUGUUGUGGGUACUGAUCACAACGUUGUUAGAAUCCUGAAACGAUCGAAUUGGCUUUCUUUUUCUGCUAUUGCUAAGAAUUUGAUUCCCAACGUUGAACUGUUGCAAAAUUAUGGAAUUUCUAGUGACAGUAUCCGGCAUUACAUCAUUCAACAACCCCGACUCUUUGUCAGGAGGACCGAUGUUUUUCAGGAUCUGAUGAUUAGAGUUGAAGAGAAGUUUGAGAUUCCUCGCAACUCUCCCAGCUUCUUGCGCGGUCUCUACCUGGCUUGUUUUAAGGAAGAGAGUUUUAAGGCAAAAUGUGAUAUAUAUAAGAGUUUUGGAUGGACUCAAUCUGAUGUCUUGACACUAAUUGGGCAAAUUCCUUUUUGUUUGGGAUUAUCUGAAUCAAGGAUCAAGGAGAAGUUAGAUUUCCUUAUGACACAGCUGGAUUAUGACCCUGCGUACUUGGCAUCGCAUCCAAAUCUAAUGACUUUUAGCCUGGAGAAAAGAUUGGUGCCUAGACAUAAAAUGUUACUUUUUCUGAAGGAGAAAGGUUUGCUGAGUCGGGAUUACAGUUUUUAUACUGUUGCUUGCUGGGGUGAGGCCAUGUUCGUGAAGAAGUUUGUUGAACCAUUUAAGGGUUAUGUACCCGAAAUCCAUCAACUUUAUCUCAGCAAUGGAGCUGUUGUUCCACCAAUUUCAAGAAAAGCCAAAUCUCUUUGAUAACAUCAUUGAACUCCUUUUGCUUUUGAUGUUGGUACGUUCUUGGCAAUGGCAUUCUCUGGUCAAUAGCUCACCUUGAAUGACAACAAUUAGGGAAAUAUCGAAGUCCGAUACAACAUCGUGUGCGAUAACAGGUCACCAAUCAGAAUCCUAUUCAUCAUGUAUCAGUUCCAUAACAGUGAACAAACAGCAGAUUUGUGGAGAUAUUAUUGUAUCAAUAUUGGGUGUCCUUUCCUCAAUUCCCACAUCUUUGGUUGUGUAUAAGUUGAUUAAGUUGGUGAAUAUUUCCUGACAUAGACACGCAAAUGCAGACACAGAGAGAAAUUUGUGAGGUAUCAGGAAGGGUGAGCUGUCCAAGGCUGUGUAUGGAGUUGUAAUUGAAUGAUACGUAGUACAAGAGAGAGAGCACAUGGGCGAUUUUGAGCACAUUGGAGUAUCUCUAAUCCACGAGUUUCCUUUAUUCCCAUUAUCUACUUGUCUUUGUAUCUUGUUAUUUUCAGUAGUUGGACACAAUUUUAGGUUUUAUAUUCUUGCAAUUGUAGUCCAUGGACCAUAUAGUUGUAGUUAUUCAUGAAUAUUUGUAAUAGUUAAAUUUAAGUUAUGCGACAUCUAUUAUCUAUCUAUUACUUA
Molecule: messenger RNA, 1948 nt
Organism: Spinacia oleracea (spinach)
Lineage: Eukaryota; Viridiplantae; Streptophyta; Magnoliopsida; Caryophyllales; Amaranthaceae
Product: transcription termination factor MTEF1, chloroplastic-like
Exons: 2
Coding region: 137-1318 (393 amino acids)
Biological process (GO): regulation of DNA-templated transcription
Molecular function (GO): double-stranded DNA binding
Source: RefSeq, a predicted model, not a curated record